AUGACUGAUGAAGGUCAAAAAAGGAGUGAGGUAUGGAAAUAUUUUACUGUUAUUGAAAAUAAUGGUAAAAAGACGGUUAAAUGCAAUCUUUGUGCCAUUGAACUGUCUUAUGCAGGGGGAAGCACAGGCACUAUGAUGAACCACAUUAAAUUCAAGCAUAAAUCGACUAACUUAAGCAAACCAGUCGCCCAGCAGUUAAAACAAGCACCGAUAACUGCUUUCAGAUCUCCUCUUCUAUCAGUCACAAGAGAGAAAUAUCAGAAAAUUACACAAAAACUAGCAUUAAUGUGUGCACGUGAUCUACGACCAUUGAGUAUUGUAGAGGGGAGAGGGUUUCAGGAAUUCUGCACAGAGCUGAAUCCGCAAUUUAAAGUUCCAUCCCGCACAACCGUUUCAAAUUAUGUCACUCUCCAAUACAAUGAUGCUGUUCAAAAAUUAAAAGACGUCAUUAAAAACCAAAUUGCUGUUGCGUUUACGUCUGAUCACUGGACUAGUCUGGCGACAGAAGGUUACAUAACAAUGACGGCUCAUUUUGUUGAUGACCAAUGGAACUAUCGUAACUCGGUUCUAGCUACAAGAAAAGUUACAGAGCGACACACAGGAGAAAAUACGGCAAAUGAAAUCCGUUCAAUUUCAAAUGAGUUUGGAGUUAACAACACACAGAUAUGUGCUAUAGUGACGGAUAAUGCUUCGAAUAUGGUGUCCUGUGUUGAGCAUCUUCGGUGGGAACACAUUCGAUGCUUUGCUCACACAUUGCAGUUAGCAAUUCGCGGUGGGUUCGAUAAUGCGAGUUCUCUAUCGAAAACAAUUGCUGCAACAAAGAAACUUGUUUCUCAUUUUAGAAAAUCGGUUAUUGCUACUAACGAAUUGCAUGUUCGACAGAAACAAAUGUCCCUCCCUGAGAACAAUUUGAUCAUUGACUGUCCUACGCGUUGGAAUAGUACAUUUGAUAUGUUUGAGCGUCUGCAGGAGCAACGUAUGGCUGUGUAUGCUGUUCUGCAUGAUAAAAAAGUUACCAAAGAAAAUGACGCCAGAAUUCUCGACUUAAGUGAUGGACAGUGGUUAAUUUUGGAAGGAAUGAUAACAGUGCUGCGGCCAUUUUAUAUGGCGACAAGAGUGAUGUGCAGCGAGGAGUACCCAACUGUAAGUGGUGUAUCAUCUUCGCAAGCCAAGGGUUUUCGGUCCGUAACACUCCCCACAAACCCUUGGCAGAUUACGCCACUAAAACUGUGGCCCGCAGUGGCGACGCCAAGCGGAUGUUCUAUAUAUUAA
Molecule: messenger RNA, 1272 nt
Organism: Saccostrea cuccullata (small rock oyster)
Lineage: Eukaryota; Metazoa; Mollusca; Bivalvia; Ostreida; Ostreidae
Product: zinc finger BED domain-containing protein 4-like
Exons: 1
Coding region: 1-1272 (423 amino acids)
Molecular function (GO): DNA binding
Source: RefSeq, a predicted model, not a curated record